CCCUCCUCCCGUGCGCCCGCCCGCCGCCUGCCGCCGCCGCCGCCGCCGCCGGAGCUCUGUAGUAUGGCAUCGAGGAGAAUGGAGACCAAACCUGUGAUAACCUGUCUCAAAACCCUCCUCAUCAUCUACUCCUUCGUCUUCUGGAUCACCGGGGUGAUCCUGCUGGCUGUCGGAGUCUGGGGCAAACUCACUUUGGGCACCUAUAUCUCCCUUAUUGCCGAGAACUCCACAAAUGCUCCCUAUGUGCUUAUCGGCACUGGCACCACUAUCGUUGUUUUUGGCCUGUUUGGGUGCUUCGCCACAUGCCGUGGUAGCCCAUGGAUGCUGAAACUGUAUGCCAUGUUUCUGUCCCUGGUGUUCCUGGCUGAGCUCGUAGCUGGCAUUUCAGGGUUUGUGUUUCGUCAUGAGAUCAAGGACACCUUCCUGAGGACUUACACAGAUGCCAUGCAGAACUACAAUGGCAAUGACGAGAGGAGCCGGGCGGUGGAUCACGUGCAGCGCAGCCUGAGCUGCUGCGGCGUGCAGAACUACACCAACUGGAGCACCAGCCCCUACUUCCUGGAGCACGGCAUCCCCCCAAGUUGCUGCAUGAACGAAACUGAUUGUAAUCCCCAGGACCUGCACAAUCUGACCGUGGCCGCCACCAAAGUUAACCAGAAGGGUUGCUACGAUCUGGUGACCAGUUUCAUGGAGACUAACAUGGGCAUCAUCGCUGGUGUGGCCUUCGGGAUCGCAUUCUCCCAGCUGAUCGGCAUGCUGCUGGCCUGCUGUCUGUCCCGGUUCAUCACGGCCAACCAGUAUGAGAUGGUGUAAAGAGAAGUCUUUCAAGAAUGGCGGAAUAAGAGACCUGUUUUCAAAAAGAACUGCAGCAAUCUUUGAAAGACUUCCAAAGAAUGUUAGAGCACAGUACAUAAGACACCUGGCCCCGCUCCCCCUAACCCCCAUCCCGCGUGCAACUGACCCUCCCACACAGUCUCUGCACUGCCUUUCUGCCACAUCAUGUGUAACGUUCCAUUUUGUGAAGCCCUGUUGUGCCAGAGUAUAGCCAGGUUCCCUGCAUCUAGUCCUAGUGGACCCCACCUGAGGCCCUGUGUGUGCCAGCUCCUCCAUGUGUACUUGGUCCAACAGCAGCUCAUUGUAGGUGACUGGUUAUCACGCCAUCCCUGGCCCCACUGGGCCCUGCAUGUAGUGUGGGAGGCUCCUGUUAGCCCUUCAUCAUGAUUGAUAAGUGCCGCACCCCUUGAUGUAGAUAAGCAGAUAGCUAUCUGUUCUUCUGGCUUAAUCUCCUUUGGUUUUGCCUUUACUAAGGCGCUUUCCUACCUUCUUCAGGCUGCCUAGCAUAUGUAAAGAGAUACAUAAGUAACGGUCCAUGAGGAGAAAAAAGUGUGUGUCGUGCAUGAAGGAAGUUGUCGAGUCUUCCUAGGAGGCCUCCUUGCUCAUUAUUGUGACAUGCCUGGGUAUGUGUGGAUGGUUUAGAGCACCUAUGCCUCUCAGUUGAAACCCGAAUAAUCCUUCUAUCAGCUGUAUUGUUGCUUCCCGCAAAAGUGAAUAAUGUUACUUCUGUUUUUGCCUCAGUUAAUUGCUAUUGUGUUAUUUUACUUCUUUCUGUAUUUUUCCUUUGCAUUGACAUUACAGACAUCAAAGAUCUCAUCAAAUCAACUUAAAAAUGAGUGUGAAGGGGGAACAAAAGUCAAACCAUUUUUAAAAGAUCUUGCAAAACCAUGCCUCUGUCUAGCAUGCCAACAAGAAUGCAUUGAUAUUGUGAACAUUUGUGAUACAUGUAUUAAUAAAUAGUCAUUACAAA
This is a messenger RNA of Manis javanica (Malayan pangolin), 1804 nucleotides long. It is a transcript of the gene TSPAN7, whose product is annotated as tetraspanin 7. Gene Ontology annotation, cellular component: plasma membrane. The record is from RefSeq and is a predicted model, not a curated record. NCBI's taxonomy places the organism in Eukaryota, Metazoa, Chordata, Mammalia, Pholidota, Manidae.